AUGAAUUUGAGCGAGGUAUGUAGACUUUGUCUAGUCAAGUCUAUGAAAACGUGUGAGGAGCUAUUCUUUCCAAUUGAUGAGGUUUUUGAGAAGAAAUUCAAUGAAGUCACAAGUUUAACAUUGGACAGUUCCGAGCAAUUCCCGUCUACAAUCUGUAUAUCAUGUGUCACAGAGUUUGAGGAUUUCUACAAUUAUAGAAGUGGAUUGAUGCAAAAGCAAAGAAGAUUAAAUUUGUUAUUAGGGAUAAAGGAAGAAAGUGCUGUCAAACCUGAAUUUACAGUCAAAAAGCAAUUAGAGGAUAUCCAAAAUGAAUCUCAAUAUGAGGAAAACCUACUAGAACAGGAAGAUGAAUUAGAUGAAAAUAAGCUAUACGAGAAUCCAGAAAUGGAAUAUGAAGAAAAUGAAAUCGAAUAUCAAGAACAGGAACACGAUGAUAUUAAUGAAACUGACAAAAUGAUGGUUUUUGAGGAAGUGCUUGAGCACGAAGAAGAAAAUGAAGGCGAGACAUACGAGGUAGAAUUAUCAGAAGAAAGUCACGUUUAUGUAAGAGAUUGUGAUGUUGAGGAAUUUGUAGAAUCGACAGAUGAGUGUGUAGAGGAACUAGAGCAUGUAGAUGACGAGCAAAUCCUUUUUGCCAUAAAAGAAGACGAUCUUAGUGAUAAUUGCAUAAUAGUCAAGACAGAAGACAGUUACCUAGAAAAUAUAUCAAUCGGAAAACAGAAACGGAAGUACAUUAAGCAGGAAAAAGAGAAAGAAAAGCUUUUUAAGUGCUGGAUGGAGAAUUGUAAUGCAGCAUUUUCAUUCAGAUCCACAAUGAAGAAGCAUAUGACACAAAUGCAUAUGGUUGUCUGUGAUAAAAAGACAUGCUUAAUGUGUGGCAGGCAAUUUGAGGAAUAUUCAGAUUUCCUUAAUCAUGUAAAGAAGCACACAAGAAAGUCAGAAUGUCACAUUUGCAAAUUGACAUUUGUGUCUGAAGAAAAAAUGCAAGCACAUCUCGAAAGAGUCCACAAAAAUGAUCAGAAUGAGCGCUCAUUCCAUUGUCAUUUAUGUGAUGCAUCGUUCAAGCGGAAAGAGCAUGUAAAUUCGCACAUUGUAUACAGGCACACAGAAAAUCGUCAAUUUUCAUGUAAAGACUGUACCUCAACGUUCCUAACUCGACAAGAUUUAAAGAAUCAUGAAAAAUCACAUCAGCAACUAAAGAAAAACUGUGCGUACUGCACAUAUGAAUGCCGUGAUUUAAAGUCUAUAAAGCUUCAUUGUCUAAAACUCCACAAUACGACUAAAAUCUAUAAAUGUGCAUGCGAGGAAGCAUUUGACAUGCACAAAGAUUAUCAGAGCCAUAAGAAGAAUUGCUAUAGCGUUGUUGACAGCACGACAACAGAAUAG
Chironomus riparius is the source of this 1386-nucleotide messenger RNA. NCBI's taxonomy places the organism in Eukaryota, Metazoa, Arthropoda, Insecta, Diptera, Chironomidae. The record is from the annotation of a GenBank genome assembly.